Molecule: messenger RNA, 3886 nt
Organism: Polistes dominula (European paper wasp)
Lineage: Eukaryota; Metazoa; Arthropoda; Insecta; Hymenoptera; Vespidae
Gene: nord
Product: neuron derived neurotrophic factor nord
Source: RefSeq, a predicted model, not a curated record
GUAGGUAGGUAGGAAGAAGAGGGAGGAAGAAGAGGGAGGAAGAAGAGGUAGGGAGAGACAACAUAGAAGGAGGUUGAGGAACGCCGAAUUUGAACGAGUGGAAGCAUAAUUCCGAAGGGGUUCGAGAGGAAGGCCAGUUCCGCGAACUCGCGUAAUCGAUUCCGUCAUGUCGCGGACCACCCGGGUACGGUCCUAAUAAAUAAGUAAUACGCCGGUUCAAGCAAAAGAUCAGAAUUCCAGGAGAGGAAAGAGCGAAGCAGCGCAGCGACCAAGACUCAUCUCUUGUACUACCUUUGCAGCUACGUAAAGUGUAUAGCUGAGAAACGUAAGUAAUAAUAAGAAUAUAUUUCGAGGGAAAAUCGAUAUCAAUCGAUAUCAAUCGAUAUCAAUUGUAAUUAUUGCAAGGAUUGAUUGUGUCUUUGGUUUCGUAGGGUACCUGCAACGAGCGAGAAGAUCUUAAAUUGCCGGUGCGAUAUCGGAGUAGCCAGAAGGGACGGUCCGCUGCUGUAGCGGUUCGCUGGUUGGCUACAAUUUUCUUGCUCAGUUAUACGAUGACACUUGGACCGCGUGUAACACUUGGAAGGUGUCAUUCUUAAAGAAGGUAGACUCAAUAGCGCAAGGUGGCAAAGAGGUAAAACGUAAUAGGUCUUCGCACAACGAGAACGCAAGGGAGAGAGUGAGAGGUGUAAACUCGAUACCCGAUGGAUCAUCGGAGCCCCGACGACAUUCGAGGCGCUAAUGUUCAGACCUAGGGAAGAAACAAAUGCUCUUUUUGUACUCAGAGAACAUGCGGUUUCCCUAUCCUCUAACCUUCCUAUUUCAUAUUUUUACACUUAUUUUGACACCUCCAAAAUUCCAAAAGAAUAAAGAACAAAUACGCGUAGCCCUAAUAAAAAAAAAAAAAAAAAAAAAACAAGAAAUUCUUUAGUUUAAUGCAGUAAAAAAUAGAUAUCUACAAAAUCUGAACUAAAAAAAUAGACGCGCUUCGUAAGUAAGCUUUUACCGAUGGUGUAUCAUCCUGCACGCGUGGAGCAUAUAGUCGGAGGUUCCCACACUGCAGACCAUGAUUUAUUGGCCUGCCACCCGCCAGACCUGCUGUCAUCAUCGUCCCAUCUUAUACCAACUUCCCUUUCUACGCGAUCUUCGCGCCAUAUCAGCUUCUUCUUUCCUCGCGCCCCAUGAAACAGGAAAGCCUUUUGAUGCCCCGGUGACGUCCAUCCGCCUUGCUUUGCCUUAUGCAGCCAAUCUUGCUGACUUCCAUACAUUCCAAUAAUUACCUUUUUUCUACGACCAAAAAACUAUAGGUAUGUCGCGCACAAACGAUCGCAACACUUUUCACCCGAGUAGAUAGCAAAUAUUCAAGGAUUACCUAUAUUGCGUAUUGUUUUAGAAAGAGAGAGAGAGAGAGAGAGAGAGGAGAAAAGUAAAGAAGGGUAAGAAGCUUAUUAAUAAGGUCACCUAGGGGAGGAAGGAAGGAAGGACGGAAGGAAGGAAGGAAGGAAGGAAGGAAGGAAAGAAGAGAGAGCGUAAGGGCGGCAUGUGGAUGGAAAGAAGGGAGGGGGAAGAGAGAGGCGCCGAAGGUGGCGACGAAAGAGGGGAGAGGAGACGAAAGGAAUCGCGAGGGUUCCUUCCAGAAGACGAAACGAAGACGAAGUUGUCGGGUGCGUAGGAAAGGAAGAGGGGUUAUUUCGUUUGGUCGUCUUUGGCGUGGUUUCCUAAGCUACAGCUCCAGUAGCAGCUUAGUGUCGUCGUCUCUGCUUUCUGCCUUGUAGCGCUCGACACACAGUCGAACUCGUUCGCCACUGGACGACGGAUGUCGUCGCCGUCGCCGUCGUCGCCGUCGUCGUCGUCGUCGUCGUCGUCGUCGGCGUCGGCGCUAUUCUCCUUAAGACACCUCGUCCUCUUCUUCCAUCUUCGCAACCCUAUUCCUACUUCUCCCCGAUCUUUCUCCUUCCUUUUAUAAAAUCCUUUUGUACGGUCCUCUUGGCAAUAGUCACGAUGUCGUCUUACUGUCCGCGGCUCCUCCUUCUCCUUCUCUUGGUCGCGUCACUUUCUACAUCUCGCUGCACCGGAUGCGCCUUUUGCGAGAAAUUCUUUCAACCACAGCAUCAGCAGCAACGUCAACACGAACAACGGGAACAAGAGGAGAAAUCAUAUUUGACUCGCAGGACGAUAAGCAGUCUGAGACCUUUUGGCGUCGAGAGACCAACACGUGCCCAAGAAUUCAACAGGACCGGCGUGUUGCAUCCCGAGUACCAGAUACCGGCAACUCUUCGACCGGGCAAUGUGUCGCAGUUUUAUUAUUUGAACCCGCGAGAAGGUCCACCUUUGACGUUGCUCGUCAGUCCCUGCAGCGGUCCGAUCUCGUGGACGGUCAGUUACGUAGAAACACCUGAAAACGAUCGAAAAUUCGAACGAACAAAAUUAGAUCAAACUCGAUGGCCAGUGAAAACUCUUAAACCAGGAUCGCCUUUGUUUACUUACGAAGGAGCAGAAGAUCAAAAUUUUACGAUAGCCCGAACGCGCGCUGGUUUGUAUUGGUUUGAAAUCAAAUCAAUGCGAGGUAGAAAAGUCGAAAAAUCCGAUCCAAGCACGGUAUUGUUAUACGCAACGUCCAACGCCUUGAAUCAUCUGCCAGGAUUUUAUGCGAACGAAAAAGAUAAUCGUCAACGUUCCUUAAGAUUUCAACAAAGAAGAAGCAAACGUCGUUUAACCAUAUCUUGGAACAAAAGCCACGUAGAUCCACACCUAUCCAACUAUUGUUUGGCCGUUACGUCGGGAACCGAAGCCCAUCCUUCGACGCUUUGCGCCGCACAAAACUUUCUUGUCGUUCACUCGUAUACCGUUGGCAAGGCAAGCUCCUCGAGCAACAGGGAGCAUCAAUAUCGAGGUGUCCCGGAAGGGCUUCAUUGCGUACGACAAACUAAAUUGACUCUUCACAGAAUGAAGUUUGACACUACGUACAACUUUACUCUAUACGUGGUUAACAUGCGUAAUAACGUUUCGAACAAACUUGCCACCGAUGCCAUAAGAUUUCGAAAAACGCCCGAGCUUAUGUUACACACGGGACGUUACGCUACGGUGAAUUUGAGAAAAACCGAUGGUUUCGUCAAUUUCCGCUAUCGCCCAUCGGAGAACGUAUCUAGUAUCUUCCACAUUCUUCCUUGCGGCGGUGGAAUAGUCAAGGCCAAAUUAAGCGCUCCAGGAAUACUGCGGGAAAAGGAAGUUGUGGGAUAUGCAUCUCUCCGAGUACCUUUACUACCCUCGGGGAAAGCUUAUAUUCUGCGCAUAUCUGCUACACCGCAAGAAUUAGCACGGGUCUCGGCAAUCAAAGUGCUCGUUACGCAGGAGUCUUCGAUGAUUUAUCCACAGGUACCAUCGAGAAGCACGCCACGCGAAUAUCGCUCUUUGAGAAACUGCGACGAGGUGACGAUCGGAGUAGAGUCUGCCGGUGCCGCGAAAUAUUGCAUUCUCGUAAGAGAAUUGAAAGAUUCCUCCUCUUCAAGUUUGAGCAGCGUUACUAGCGUACCCGAUCAGUGCGGUCUCCAUCGUCGUCGCCGAUCCGAAUAUACGUUCGAGGUCUGCGAAGAAAGGAAGACCACGCCGAAGGACAGAGCUCUACCGUUUACCAUAAAAAAACUUCAGCCAGGAAAGGCGUAUCUUUUACAAGUCAUGGCUCAACUCAAAGGUCGAUCUUUGUCAUAUCCUCUUUUAGGCGUACGCACGAAACGUACCUGUCUGUUGCAUUCGUAACGAUUGUACGAAAAUUGUCAAAAAUUUAUCUAUCACCUUUAUAUACCUAUCAUUAAAUCGUUCCUACAAUUUCAUUCACCUAUCCACACGGUGCUCAAUGAAAUAUCCUAAAAUUUACUUUUAUCGAUUUCGA